GCGAGCCAUUGUGUAUGUGUGUGUCUGAGUUACAGCCGCUCUCCCAGUUAUGUCGUGAAUUUUAAGCCAAUAAGGAUGGAAGAGCGGCGUGUGGCGGAAUACUUCGUGGUGGCGGGACUGCCAGUCAACCCGCUGCCACUUGCUGACUUCUCGUGCGAUGGUGCAACACUCAAGUCCACACACAACCUGCCACCCAUCACAGACAUCGCUGUCAUCAAUCGCUCUCUUGGAGAAAUUGUGCCAGAUGGCUACACGUGUAUAGAGACAACACCCACUGGUUUGGUGGCCAACCUUAACCAUGGAGCUCUGCGCGCCUCAGAAAUGUUCCUCUGUUGUAGAAGAGGGCGCGACAAACAGCCACUGGUUGAUGUAGGAGUGUUGUACGAGGGACGGGAACGUGUAAUGGCAGACUCGCAGGUUGUGGAAUUCACUCAUGGAGGACGCAGUGCAAAUAUCAACCCAUCCGGCCAAACAACGUACAUGACUUACAGACGUGCGAAUGACAAUGCUGCGUGUAAUGAACUUGUGGUGUCUGACAUAUGUGUUAUCAUGACUAAUCGAGGAGACCAAGCACCUCACUCAUACUGUACCAUCGACCGCAACCUCAAUAAGGGAACUAUGGUUGGGUCAGACAUCUAUGUGUGCUACAAAAAGUCUAUGAAUCGGUCAAACUACAUAGCCUACAUGGCUGGUGUGCUUGACAGCUUCCCAUAUCUUGAUCGUCCUGGCUUCCCUGUACCGACUGACUUGGCGCUCUUCUGCCUUCCCAUGGGAGCUACACUGGAGUCAUGGCCGGCACAAGCUGUCAAACCCCAGCCAGUUUUCUCCACUUUUGUGCUCACAGUUACGGCUGGAGAAGGGAAUUCCGAAGCUGUGGAAAAAGUUUACGGGGCGGCGGUCACAUUCUAUGAAAAAUACCCACACGACCGCCUGACUCAGGAGCAGAGAGAAACCCUUAAACUGAACGAACACUUUGGUAGACACAACGUCGUCCAUACCAACAAGUGUAUUUGUAUUCUCUCUCGCUGGCCUUUUUUUGAUACCUUCGACAGAUUUUUAAAAUACCUUCAUAAUAUGGCAAACUCAGGACCUCACCAAGUACCUAUAGAAAGAUACAUCUAUCACUUCCUGGAGGGCGUGCCGUUCCCCAGUGCGCGAAGACCUAGAAUCCUCAUCCAACUGGACUCUAAAGAACGUAUAUCACUUGCACAGCCUGAGGACUCUCCAAUAAGCCUAAGUGGCGCCAAGUUCCGUCAGUUAGUGAUGAACCUGCGCCCAGAGGGUUGCCUCACAGUCCUGCUCUUUGCACUCACAGAACAGAAGGUCCUCCUGCACUCACUAAGACCAGACGUCCUCACUGCUGUGUCUGAGGCUAUAAGUAUGAUAAUCUUCCCAUUCCACUGGCAGUGUCCGUACAUCCCCCUCUGUCCACUUGGGCUCUCGGACCUUCUUAAUGCUCCCAUCCCCUUCCUCCUUGGCCUGGAUUCCAGGUUCUUUGAUUUGUACGACCCUCCCCAAGAUGUGAUAUGUAUAGACCUCGACACAGGAGCCAUGUCUGUACCUGAUGACAAGAAACAUUUUGUUACCAAGAUUCUCCCAAAUCGUCCUGUUCGUGUUCUCCGUGCAUCACUGGACAGCCUCUGUGAGAAGAUACAUAAGUUUGAGAAGUCUUUACAGCAACAUCUGAAGUCACAGAAAAUUGAGCCAAACAGCAGCAUUGACUCAGAUUUCAAAAUGAAGAGAAAAGAGCAACAACUUGAUAUAGAGAUCCAGGAGGCAUUUCUGCGCUUCACCGCCACCAUCUUGAAGGGCUACAGUGCCUAUUUACUUCCAAUUGUGUCAGCCAAAGCCGGUGCUGCAUGUGAUACUUCCUCCUUGUUUGAUCUUGAUGCUUUUGUCAAAUCAAGAGACAAGAAGUACCACAAGUUUUACCAGCUGAUGGUCAGCACUCAGAUGUUUAGCAAGUUUAUCGAGGAGCGUUCAUUUGUGUCGGACAAGGAUGCUUCCCUGGCUUUCUUUGAUGACUGUGCUGAGAAGGUGAUUGAGGAGGACACCACCGUUCGUCUGCUGGAGGUGGAGUUGGCCCAGAGUGAACACACGCUCUUUCUUCCUCCACCAGAACCUCUGUACCUACCUGAAGGUGUUACUUAUAGUUAUUCUGGUUUUCCUAAACUUAAACCUGAAUUGUUUCCUCUUCGUGAGCCCAAGCCUGCACUACCCCCGCAGGUCAAAGCCCCUCAGACUGCUCCUGCUUCCCCCCUGGCCCGUCGCACAAAACAAGAAGUAAAAACGGAUCAGAGACUUGCCUCAAAGUAUUCACUGACACCUAUACUGUGGGCCAAGUGUUUGCUCUCCACAUGCUAUAGCUUGUGGUUCACACAGCUCCCGGCAUUUGCCCUGACGCAGCACCACAAGGCUCGCUUUUUGCAGUUGGCUUUCAAGAUCCUCACCAACAUGCAGAAGCUACAUCUUUCACAAGCUGAUGAAGUGAGUUACCGUGUGAUGAUGCAGCUAUGUGGACUCUACUCCCAGCCCAUCAUGGCCGUCAAGGUGCUGUGUGAGAUGCGUCAGAAUGGCAUCACACCCAACGCCAUCACCUAUGGCUACUACAACCGGGCCGUUAUGGAGAAUAAGUGGACUCACUCAAACCUCUUUUGGAAUAAACUCAGGAAUGUGGUGAUUGGUGUGUCAGCAUUCAAGCGUUCGGGCUUGGAACGGGCUCAGAGAAGAAAAUCGUCUCUCUCCCUGGAUGUGGUGGACAAGUGCCUAACAGAUGCUGACAGUGCCUCACGAGUGUCGCUGGAGAGUGGCACCUCCCUGGACUCCCAUCCCCCUGCACCCCAUGCCAAGACUGACACUCUAAGCUCAGAUCCAGGGUAUUGCUCUGUCAGCGAGACGAGCGAAAGUGUUAGUUCUCCCGGGGCACCGCCAACGGCUGUGCCAGUUACUAAAGACCCAGCGCCUGGGGGCACCUCUAGUGCUAAUGUUUCCACCUUUUCCUUCCCACCAUCUUCAUCUAAGGAUCCCAAUCUUACCACUUGUUCACAAGCUCCUGUGCCAUCCUUGUCUACUGUUAAUGAGACAUCAUGCAUUUCAUCUGUUUCUUCUGUAACUACUUCCAUUCGUGAUUCUGUAACACCAGUUUCAAUUUCUCUGCCUUUGGCUUCUAUCACCACCACUACUGCCCCAUCUCUCACACACACUGGUAAUACAACUGCAUCGCCCCUGUCCGUCAGCAUCACUACUUCGUCCAGUACUACCACAAGUGUUGCGCCUCUCUCCAUUAAUGCCUUCAUCACAACCUCUACAACCACCACCACUAUCACUACCACCACAUGCACCAGUACGUCAUCAAGCGUUCCCUCCACCACAGGUUCCAUGAAGACAACAGUAACUCCCUCCACCAUCUCCAUUGCAUCUACACCAUAUUCCUCAUCAUCAUCAUUGUCCUCUCUUGCCACCAUAGCUCCUUCAGGCAGCAUCAUUAACACAGAUCCGUCAUCAUCUACUCCUUCACCCUCGCUACCUCUCAUUGGUCCUGCUUUUACGUUGGUAAAUUUAGUUCCAUCCUCAUCCUCUACGCUCACAACAAUGGCCCCGUCCUCUUCAUUGGCUUCCACUUCCUCCGUAUCGUCCUAUGCCACAAGUCGAGUACUAGACUUCUCUGAAUCAGACGCACUGCGAGCAAGACUGGGCAGCAUAGUGAGGUCAUCAGCAGCUAGUCUUGCCAGCGGUGCCGACCUGCUUGUGAUUGAGUACAAUGUGGCUUUCACCAGUAGUGCAGGUCUGCUGAUGACAAGUGCCCUGGACAACAGUGUUUUUGAAAACACCUCUAGAACCCGGCUGCGACCGACUGAUCUGGCAGAUGCACUUUCUCCCACAUUAGAUCAGUAUGACAAGAUGAGUGAGGCAACAGCUGUGAGGACACCACCCGAUGUCCCUAUAUCAGUAGCACAGGACAAGGUGGUGCCAGAGUACCUCAGAUCUGACAGCUACGGCAGCGAUGCUAAGAUAAUUACCAACCUCCUGCGUCUGGCCAAGGUUGAUAUUGAACCACUAACUCAAGUUGGCCAAUUCCGGGCCAGCAGCGAACCUCCGUGGAGCGAAACCAGUACUCCUCCCAGUACUACAGUGGACCAAAAUUCCCCUUUACAUGACGACAUGAAGGGUGUCGAUCCUCUGUCUCGCAGUAAUGAUAGCUUGAGUGACAUUUCUGAAGAAGAGGCCGGGCCACGGACUGGCCUGGUGCAAGGGUUUUUUUCACGAAAUGCACCAGAAAGGUUAUCUAGUCUGUUCAAGCGGAGCGUGGACAGUGCCGACGAAAAGAUCCGAGGAUUCUGGAGGAGAAGUGCCAGCGUAAGCCGAUCCAGCAGUAAAGAUUCUGUUAAUUUAGAGCAAGGAGUCACAGAUUAUAUGGAUGGCAGCAUGGAAGAAUCUGUCGGUAAAAGUAGUGAGAGUAAGAGUAGUGCAGACAGAAGCAGUGAGGAAAAGACCCCAGAACCCUCAGAAGUCAGUGAUGAUUUGGAAAGCGCAGAUGUUAAGAAUGAUAGGUUAAGUACUUUGCAGCCACAGACAUUGCUUUUGCCCCCUCGAUCUCCUAAUAUUAAUAUUAAUAGACCUUCCAACUACUCUCCAAUACCAUCUAGUCCUAAACGCAUGCCCGUCACAGAAAAUGAUCCUCUCGGAGCUUUCAGCCCGUCUCAGACAAGCAACGACACGGGAUCAAUGUCCGGAGAAGCGCCGGCCUCUCUCACUAGUGUGGCUGCCUCUCAGGUAUCUGAGUCUCCAUUUAGUGCUCUCGAUUCAUCUCCAAGACAGAGCACAAGUGACGACUCAGAGAUAUCUUCUCUCGUCUCCGGACAAAGUAGCCAGCCCCGUAGGUUAUCUCGUCGCGUUGCACGCAGUGCCACCUUCACUGGCAGAAGUGGCCAGGACUCCGUAAGGCAGCGCGGCGUACAGCGCUCGGCAAACUCGCUCUGGACGCUGUCUCCCUCUCCUAGUCCAACCCACACCUCCAAUACAUCUUACCCAAAACGUGCACAUUCAUCAGAGCGUGCAGCGUCCGACGACCCCGCCAACUCAGCUCUGAUGGCAUCUACACCCACUUGGCCAUCCCUAAAGCUCUCCUUCAGUAACAGUAGCAGUCGUCUCGGCCUGGCUUCCAACAUGGCCUCCGUGGGUCUGCGACAAGCUACUAAGCAAAUUGAGCAGAUCCGAACUCAGUACAUCGACCCAGCCAUGGCCGAUCUGGGUCACUACAGCCCUAGUAACUUCAAUUACCGGAAGAAUGAACUGAUAUCGGGAGGUCUCAGCAGCGUGAAGUCAGCGGUAACUUCACUGUCCAAGAAAUAUAAUGAAAUACGCGACGCCAUCACUGCCACCAACACCCCUGUUAGAGGAGGGAUACACAGUGGCCGCAUGUGGGACGGCGAUGGGGACGAGGACAGUCUUGAUGGUUUCUGGAGCAGAAGAGAGUCGACCGACGUACAAGGUGUGGCGCCGUUGGAUGACCCGGGAGGCAUCACAUUCGGAGGAUCAGUGUUCACAGUGGGUAGUGAAGGAGAAGCCAUAGCAAUGCAGCAGGAUCUCUUCCCUCCCCUGGGUUGGGAUCCCACCGGUCCAUUCUGCCUCGGCCUGUGGCUCACCUCUUGUACACGCUGCCACAACUGUGCUGCGCUUCUCUACGACGAGGAGAUCAUGGCUGGCUGGAGACCUGAUGAUUCUAAUCUCAACACUAAAUGUACAUUUUGUGAGAAGAUGACUGUGCCUCUACUUACAAUCACAAUAUAUGAUCUUCGACAAGAACCGCGGCCAUCAAAAGAGACUGAGGAUCCAUCAGAAUCUGGCAAACCUACACCAGCUCCCACCGGCGGUACAGGGGACGUGACUGACCGGGGAGUACCGCCCGAUGAACCUACAAAGGAAGAAGGGAAGGCAGACCCUAAUCUGAAGGAUUAUGUUGGAUCUCAACUACAAAAGAAGGGUGUCCGUUGUGAGCCAAUAACUGUACCGUACCUGAGUCCUCUAGUGCUGCGCAAGGAGCUGGAGACCGUGCUUGGCCACGAGGGGGACACCUGCCUUACUGAUGCAGCCUUCACCGACCACCACCCUAUCCUCUACUGGAACCUGCUAUGGUACUUUUGUCGGCUGAGGGUGCCAAGUCAUCUCCCUGGCUUGUGUCUAAGUGCCACAACUGUCACCCGUGACCGAGUACUGCAUCCAUCCUGGGAGGGAGCAGACUGGCAGAACGUGUACAUCCGAUGCCUGUGGGACAACACAAAGUAUCAUGAAGAGUUGGGUCAGCCAAUGUACCUCCAGUGGCAGCAGGACAAGAGACCGUCCCCAUUAGUGUCGGCAUUGGUCAAGGAGCGCACCAAAGUACCCAGGGAUGUGAUGCAGAGUGCGCUAACAGCUAUGCACAUGGAUGAUCUGACCACGGCCAUGACCCUUGUGCUGCGGGAACUGCGUAAAAGGCCUUCCACGUUAAAGAAGAAUCACUUUCCUAUAUACAGAGACCUCCUCUUCCUUGCAUCCUCCUGUAUCCCGCCUGCCCAGCUCAAUCUCACAUCAUUUGACCGUGAGUACCGCCGUGCAUACGAGCGUAACGAACAUACCUACAAUAAGCUGUUGUCACGCUCGGACACACCUCCUCCCAUUGCUGCCGUCUUCUGCCGCCGUUACUUCAGUCAGCUCAGCCUGUGAUACCCGACUCAUUGACUUCCACCCGGGACCUGCAUCACACUCAGGACCUGCCAGUGGGACAUGAGAUCCCAAAUAAGGAAAACAGGGCUCUCAGUGAAGACCUGUACCGUCACCGUCAUACAGAUCCCGUCGCUAGUAUUUGGGACCUGUAGUUGGCACCUGUAACUUGAAAGGCGACUUACAAAUACGCUGUUGACUCUUUGAGGUUUAAGGUAAAAUUUAUUAUAAUAUGAAUGUUUCCCGUCCCCACCCCAAAAAAAAAAAAAUAUGUGUUAUGUAGAAUACCUUGAAGGGUUUGGGUUUUUUGUGAUAAAUCUGAAGUUAAUUCUUGCUACUCCUUUUAAGUGAUGGGGACAUAUAACUAAUUCUCACAGGAGAAACUGUUAAUUUUAUGACUGUGAGGAUAUAAACAUGGCCUUUAAAUGCACAUUUUUUCUCUCCAAGGAAUGGCUUUAUUAUUUGGUAUAAAUUGUAGCUGUUUGCCUGAAUGUUGUCCUAAUAGUGUUCUAAGGGUUACAAUGAUCGGUUUGUACAGUAUUUUGCAAGAUGGAAAAUGUUAGUCAUCCCGGUGUGUGUUUUUUUAAUAACAAAUGGGGAGGUGGAGCUGGGGACAAAUGUUAUAGAUACAGUAUGUGUAAAUAAAAGGAUGCUGUUCGUUUUUUAUUUUUAUUAUUUUUGUUUUAAAGCUUUUGAAGUUAGCUUGUUUUCUUUUAUUUGCAUGUAUAUGAGACAACACACCAGAGAAAUUAUUUGCAUAAUGCUGACCAAUGGUGAUGACAGAUGAAGCCCCAAGUACAGUCAGUUGUGUGUCUCUGGAAAUGGUCCUGUAAACUCGGUAAAACAACAGAUAAACUUACCUUUAUCUCUACAACAUAAGACUUGAGAACUUGAGAUGGUAAUGAGUCUUAGGUUACUGAGUGAUGAGAGGUGACAAUAUUUUCACAGCGGUUAUACUCUACGUAUUUUACUGUGAGAAGCAGAGCUAACAAAACAAAAAGACAAAUAAAUGUGUGUUUUCCUUGUAAUAUUCAAUUGUUCAUCUCUAAUGUAGGUUAUAAAUUGCCAUGUACUUUCCUUGUGUUCUGUUUCUUCACCAUACUUGGUUAUAGACCCUUGAAGACUAAUAUGUUUAUAUAUUUUGUCAUGUAAGGAAUGUUUAACUCUGACUUUCAAUGGAUAAAUAAUUUUGGCAAUUUUACUACUUAUAGAAAUGCCCUUAAAAGAGCAUUACAAUAUGGUGUGCCUUAGUUACAUGGUUGAAGGCACUUGGUUUGUGUGUGUGUGUGUGUUCCAUGCUUAUAUUGCCAUUGCUGGCCUUCAUGUUCAGUUUAUUCCACAGACUAUAGUAAGCUAUACGAUUAAAAUAACGUUAUGUCUCCAGUAAUAGAAGGGACUGACAAGUGCCCACACACAUCAGCCCUAGUGAGGUGAGCUACUUAAGAGCAGAAAUACUGUAAUGUUUUGUUUUGUGUUGUAAUACUGUACAAGCUUAUAUAUUUUUUAUGAGAUUCUUGCCAAUAUUUUAUGAAUACAUUUUUGUCACUUCUCUCCCAAGUAAACAGAGGCAGCUUUUGGGUGCAGGUGAAUAUAAACCUCUUGUAAGUUUCUUGUGAGUUUUACAAGAAUUACAGUAAUGUCCGUUGUGCCCGUCUUGGUCUUCUCUUGGAUGGAUGGACACCCACCAAGGGAGGACAAUUGGUUUAGUUAGUUAAGGGCUUUUGACAUGACAGAGUGACCAGCUUGGUGUACUCAAUCGAUGGUACAGUAAUACCCCUCCAACCCUAUCUGGCUGAGGGCUCUGACUAUUUUCAUGAAUUAGGAUUUCAGAGCAGUACCAGUUGUGACUCACUAAAUUGAUUUUAGGGUAAUGAGAAUAUUGUAUAAUGUAAGGGACCCCUCCCCAAAUAAGUCAGGGAGACUAUUUAAGGUCCAACCUCUUUAUAUCAUCAGUGCUUAGUUGCUAAGGGUCUACCCUCAAAUAUCCUCGGCUCUCAAUACCACAGUUUGGCCACGUAUCGGAUAAAAAUCUUAAUUCAUAUACAGUACAAUAUUUGGCGAUUUUUAAAACCACCUUUUUUCAUACUUAAUUUAUCCCGUCACUAGGAUGUAAUAUGUUGCUGAGCGCUGAACACGAAUUUUCCAUUGGGUAGACCUUUUAGUUUUAAACACGGCUUUUAUUAAAGAGGAGACCAGACAGAUGCGCUAUACGAUGUGCAAUUGUUUAUUAUCAUACUCAAAGAGGUGAACCACAUCAUAGUGUGUGUGUGUGUGUGUGUGUGUGUGUGUGUGGUUAUCACAAGUUAUUGCCUGGCCAAAACCAUAGAUUACCUUUCUGUGGUUUUACUUGUCGUGUAUAAAGAUAUCAGCCUGUGAUCUUGCUUAGACUUCUUAUUUUCUGUUAUCUUAAUGUUUUGAUUCUCAUCUGUUACUUGCAUAGGAAUUUUAUGAUCACAUAUUUAGUUGACUUCCACUACCCUAAUAGCAUAUAAGACUUUUUUUUUUUAAGUCUUUCAGAAUAUGUUCAACUCUGCCCAAGGUUUAUGUCCAUGCCUUUAUUGAAUUUAUGAAAUAAUUGGUAGAUUGAGGCACUAGUUCUUGAUUAAAAUUUAUGUUAAACAGAACCUUGUCCCACGACCCCAGUAACUUGAGUCAUGAAUAUCCAUUAUGUUACUUUUUAAUGUGUGUUCAUGCUAUUCCAUAUACAGUGUAAGGAAAAUGAAAUGAAGCUUUAAAUUGUUUCCUGAAGGGGAUGAUGACCUUGUAGGAGUCAUACUGUUUUUGAGACAGAGUAGCAUGAAGUACAGAAACACUAGCUGUUGAUCUUAGUGGAUAAUGGUGAUUCAUGUGAGCCAGGUCCUGGACAAGUAAAGUGCAGAUAUAUUGUGAAAAUAAUAUUCAUGCAAGAAAUGAAAUCUGCAUGACUAAGUUCUGUGUUACUGACAACCAUUUCUCUUGUCUGUCACAUGCAUGCCUCAAUAUGUGUGUGUGCAAAUGUGUGUGUGUAUGUGUGUGUGUCAGUUUGUGCUUGUGUGCAUGCAGCUUGAACUGGUGAGAAGUGUGUGGUAAGAAAAAUAAUAGAUGGCCACUUUUCAUGGGGUGCAUAACUCUCAGUUGUCAUGUGUUAUAAACCUCGUCUUGUUACUACACACUUGAUUGUUUCCUUUGAAGACUUGUGGGCGAUACGAGGCAUUUUCACUCUUACGUUGUUUAAAGUCCAUACAUAAAUAAGAUAUGUGCAACAUCAUUGGUUGAAAGUAGAUUCUAAGAUUCAUUACUAAUGUGAGUGUAAGAUAGAAGUCAUUUUGUCAUAAUACAUACCGUAAUGUCCUUUUCAUUUAUUUGAUAAUCAGCAGUUGGAAGGGGCAGCAACAUAACAAGAUAGUUCAUGAAAUUUUUAUUAUUUAUUUCCUACUCAUCUUCCUAACAUGCUAGAUCAUACUGCAGAGGAGUUAGGUUGUGUGGUUAUUCAGAUGAUGGAGUGACUUGUCAGAUCAAUACUGUGGUGAAAUGAGUUACGUCUUCAAGCAAUAGUCAGAUAAAACCUGGGAAGACUCGGCUAGCUCCUUAGGUGAUGAAUUCUGCAGAUUAUAGCGUAAUGAACAACAUUGUUUGAACCAUAAAAGAGAGUUUGAGUCUUCAGUGUAUGAGCAUUGACUUUUGCAACACAAUAUAGACUAGUCAAAAGCUUCACAGGUUUCAUGUACAGUAUAAUGUUAUAAAUUCACAAUGGUACUGAAAACAGAUUAUGUGUAUGAAAUUAGGUUUGGUGUGAAGUUUCGUAUGUUUGGUGAAGUUCAUAAAUUUGUUUUAUGUAAUUAGGUUACUUUAUCAGGGAUGGGUAUUAUCAUAAGUAGUAUAUCACAUGAUUGUAUACUUUUGUCUUUAUUAAUUAGGGACUCGUUUAUUUGCACAAAAACAUUGUAUAUAUAAAUUAAAUUAAAGAAGAACUACAUUAAUAGUGAUGUGAAUCAUGAGGACUGCAUGGUGACAGAAUGUUUGGGUAACAUAACAUUUUGGUGGUAAAAGACUUCAAGAUAUAUUAGUUGUCUCUCUUCCAUGGUCAACAUUCCUGAUCUGUGUAUACAUGUUAACUGUAAUACCACUACCGCUGUGCUCUGUGGUGGGUGCUGCAGCAAAUGUUGUAGUUACUGCUCUACACUUUUCAUCUGUCUCCUAGCUCAUUUAUCCAAGUGUUUAUGCUGUAUUUUGUGUGUGUCCAUCUCGUGUUGUCCUUUGAGAUAAGUCAAGAAGAAAAUGUUGCAGUUUACACGGUCACCAGUCAUCCAUGGGCUUAUACUGUGAUAUAUUCUGCACAUUUUACGUCCAACUCAUUUAUUUGUAAAGGAAACUGUAUUGUUUGUUGCUCAUGUAAUACAAGGAACUCUGUGUGAAGAUAAACACUAAGCUGGAGCAAUGUUGUGCAAACAUGACUUCCAACUUUUAAAUUUGUAUUUCAAUAUUGUUAUCUUAUAGAAACAAUCUUCCUUAUGACUGAACUUUCAACCAUGGGACAGGUAAUGUAAAAUGAAAGCUUUCUGAUGAGUAGCUCUUAUGUACUGUAGUUUAACUAAGUUUGUUUCUUUGUUCUCAUUUUAUAAUAACUCUUAAUAUCCCUUUUAGAAAUGAACUCUUGAGAUGUUCUAAGUUGAUUAAUGAUCUGAAACUGGUACGGGGCCGGACUUACCAAAAUAACUGUAUUAUGCGAUGGCUUUGAAAUGAAUUAAUUGUUUGAAACUUGUCUAAGCUAGAAUAAGGAAACAAAUUGGGUGCUGUGUAGUGUAUAUGUUGUGUUGAUAUUUGGAUUGCAGACCAUAACAGCUGAUAGUCAUGCAGAUGAAAGUGAUGGUCAUGCUCAAUUGUUUAUUAUUGAAUUUGCUUCUCAUUAUGCUGUUGAAUUGAGACAUUUUAUAUGGGAAAUCUAUUUGCUGUACAUAUUAAUAAAAAGGCGUUGAGAAAGGUAUUAGUG
Molecule: messenger RNA, 11668 nt
Organism: Homarus americanus (American lobster)
Lineage: Eukaryota; Metazoa; Arthropoda; Malacostraca; Decapoda; Nephropidae
Gene: Crag
Product: DENN domain-containing protein Crag-like
Exons: 34
Coding region: 76-6702 (2208 amino acids)
Biological process (GO): regulation of Rab protein signal transduction
Cellular component (GO): cytoplasmic vesicle
Molecular function (GO): protein binding
Source: RefSeq, a predicted model, not a curated record